Molecule: messenger RNA, 4886 nt
Organism: Periophthalmus magnuspinnatus
Lineage: Eukaryota; Metazoa; Chordata; Actinopteri; Gobiiformes; Gobiidae
Exons: 2
Coding region: 421-1107 (228 amino acids)
Cellular component (GO): nucleus
Molecular function (GO): transcription regulator activity
Source: RefSeq, a predicted model, not a curated record
CACUGACACUCUGAUCUCCGACUCUGAAGUCGAUCAUUUCCAUUGAUUUCUCCCCCUCGUGUCCCCCUGUCACGUGUUUCCGUGUUCGUGCCUCCACGCACGGUCCGUGAAGGCGGCAGGGCCUGGCUCGUGCCCUCUUAAUGCCGCACAUUCGCUGCCCCGUGCUGACGGUGGAGCGGGGGUUUGAUGUGCGGCCGUACGGACCAAUGAGCGGCCUGGUCCCGCCGCGGCUCCGCCCUCCACAUGUCCGCUUCUCACGUCCCUCCUCCAGCGGACUGCGCUCGGAGCUCACCGUGGACCCGCCGAGCAUUCCUCCCUCUCCAGACCCGAGGCGCACGAGCACGGCCGCGGGGACACGGACCCAGCGCUGACCGAUCCACGGAGCUCAUGAGGGCGCACCAGGGCGCGUAAGGCAGGCCGAUGUUGGGUCGCGGUGUGAAGCGGAAGUGGAGUUGCCUGGAGGAGGAGCUGGAAGACCUCCCUGCUGCCCCCUGUGUUACGGAGGGCAAACCACACCUGAAUGUGUCUGAUGGCUCUUCACCUCCAGAGGGGCCCGUCGUGGCUCCGUCUAAGUCCCAGCAGAGACAGGUGGUGCUGGGCUUGUGUUUGGAGAAGCUGCAGACUGGAGUGGAGCUCAGCUUAAGGCGCUCCGUUCUGCUCAUCAACACUUUACGACAACUACAGGAAGAGAUGAGGAGCGACGGAGAGGACGUGUGCAGCCACCGUGAGUCUUGUCUUCUCAGGGACAGCAUGAAAGAGGACAUGGCUGUGACCUGCCCCGAUUGUACUGAAGAAGACGACAUAGACAGUCUUUUGCUUCCAGAAUUGUCCAAUCAGGAAGAGGCUAGCCUAAAUGAUCCAAAAACAUUUACCGCAUUUAGCGAUGCAGUGAGCGCUAUGGGCUACCUCAGCGAUCUCGCCCUGGAUGAUAUUUUUGAGGACAUAGACACUUCCAUGUACGAAAGCUCGGAUCUGUCCUCGGCCUGGGCGAGUGGCGUGGGGCUGUGGGAUGAGGAUGUGAAAGUGAAACAGCAGGGGGCACUACAGUCCUGUAUCUCAGAUCUGAAUGAACUGGACCACAUUAUGGAGAUACUUGUCAAGUCCUGAUAUUCCCAAAUACAAGUAAAAAGAAAGUAUUGAUAAUAUGGUUGUUCGAUUUGCAAAGCUUCAUCUGUUUUAGAGGCUCUAAUCACGUCUUUAUAAUAUUCUUGGGUAGUUGUUUUUUAUACUACAGCACCUUAAUUAGCCUAAAUAAAACAUGAACAAAGACGUAAUACAUAACAAACUGUUUAUUAUUAUUCAGGCUUUGUAACUACAUCAUUAUCAUAGACAGUAUAUACAAACGAACAUAGCUAACCUACUGGCCGCCGUGUUUCAAACAAGAAGUGAUCUUGAGCACGCUUCUGGCUCCAUUGGCUUUGGCUCCAAUUCACUUUACAUUGAAAAGCCGUUGCCCCUCUCUGUAACUGCUGCUGUCAGACUCAUCACUUCGGUCUUAAGUGUUCGUAUUAACCCGCUCUACAUGAUCCUGGGGUUUUUACUUCACCAUUAAUAACAGACAAAUCAGGCGCCUUCUUUCCCAGAGGUUGCUCCGGCUAGCGUUAGCAACAGGUUUGAUUGACAGUGUUGCUAAGCACCCACUCCCUGCCUAAACUAGCGAUGCGGGCAAGAAGGGGCAUUACCUUCAACAGCCUCGCUCCAGAUUGGCUCUUUAGUUGCUAUGAUACUCACAGUCAAAAUUCCAAAUAUGGAACUCUGCGCCAGAUUGGCCCCUAUCACUGCUCUAACAUCGAUGAGCUUCAUUUGACUGAACGCUGUGGGUGACGCCACACUCACUUAGUCCACUUCUUUACACAGUCUGUGAUCAUUACUGUCCUAAGCCCUUGAUUAAGUAGUUACUAAGCCUGAAUCAUUCUUAAUAAACUCUGAAUGUUAUGAGUUCAGUCUUUCUGUUUUAUUAAGUCUGUAAACAGUAUAGUUAAUAUUAAGUUAUACAGUUAAUAUUACCUUGAUCCGUUGUCCCUCUGCCUCAAAAAUCUGAAAUGAUAAUCUCUAGAAUUGGCCUAGACCAGUGCGUUAUGUAACUGUAGAAGUUGCGACACAGAGACAGGUUUGGAAUGUUUUGAUUUUUGCUUUUUUUUAUUUCACCUGCAAUGACACUUGGUUAUACAACAUGGCAAGCAGCAAUAUGUGUCUUUAAAAACAAAAACACUUUCUGGGAGUAACUUUGAGAUGACCUUUGCCCUCUUACCCUAAGGUUCUGGGGUCAAUUUGCAGGUUUUGGUAGCAACAAAACCUGACAGUAAGUAGCAUUCUGAGGACGAUAGCAGCUGGUUAAUGUGUCCUGAUGAUUAACAGUAAUUAAACAGCACCAAUCACUGUUUGUUUGUAUUGAGUCACAUUUUAACUUCAGAUGGAGCUUUGCAUUUCGAAAACUGUUUCCUAAAAGCCAUUUUUAUAUAAUUUGCAGAGACACGCCUACUGUACUAUGAACUAUACAGAGAUUUUGUCUUUGUCUCUGGUUUAAUAUUGAAAACCCAGCUUCCCUUUACCAUUGGGAUGAAACCAGAAGCAUUUUUAAAACACAGCGAUGGACUUGACUCUGUUUGGACAAGAUAAGUCAAUGUGAACACAGGGACUUAACACCAAAGACAAUUAUGGGAUGGCUACACAGACUUGGAUUGACUGGAUGCCUUUAUUUAUAUGUUUAUUUAUGAAUGAAAUCACCCACAAACUGCAGUUUUUUCUUGGGACAUUAAUUUAUAAACUGAUCACUUUUGGACUGCAUGUUUUGGCCGCCAUUUUGAGCCGUUAUGUCGUGAAUCUGUUUUAUAAUCACUGGGAGGACAACAUCUCUCCGGCAGCUUCUAUUUAAUAUGUAUUUUAAUGUGCUUUGGACCGAGGGCGAGCCUGCAAGUCAACAAUCAGGACACAACUUUAUGAGAAUUGUAACUUCUUAAAGCCUAAUAUGUAUUUUUAUGAUGGCCUUGUUUUGGAAAAGCAUUUAUUUAGCAGUUAGCAUUUAGCAACGACCGAGUUUCAGUCCUGUGGUUAAAUCCGGUGCUACCUCCAGUUUCAACUUUCCUGAGCCUUCAAACUGCGGUUCACUUUUUAUUUUUGUACAACUAUUUCUGUGGUAGUUUGUGGUUAAACUUUAACUUUAACGUGUACUGACCUAAUAUCAUGUAAAGGCAUUGGACAAAGCCACCAACGUCAUACAGAUGUGCAAUAAUAAUUCAUGUAACAGUUAUUCUAUUGUUGACCCAAGUCAGUCAUUGGCAAAAAAGGAAUGAUCAAAAUGUCAGUGUAAUCCCUCAUUCAUCCACCAGGGUUCUGUAGGAGGGGUGUCCAAACUGUUUUCACCAAAAAAUGGACGUAGCUAACCUUCUAGCUGUCGUGUUCCAAACAGCGAGCUUCCGGCUCCAUCGGCUCCAAUUCACUUUCUAUUGAAAAACUGUGGCCCCUCUCUCUGUAACUGCUGCUGUCAGACUCGUCAUAUAUUAUUAUUAUUGUAUUAACCCGCUCUACAUGAUCCUGGGGUUUUUAUUUCACUUUUGUCUGUUAUUAAUGUUCAUAUCUUGAUUUACAGACACAAAUCAGGUGCCUUUUUCCCCGAGGUUAGCAACAGGUUUGGUAGACGGUGUUGCUAAGCACCCGCUGUCUUCUAAACCCACAGUGCAGGUGAGAAGGGGCGUUACCUUCAACAGCCUUGCUCUGGAUUGGCUCUUUGGUUGCUAUGAUACUUGCGGUCGGGAUUCCAAAUAUGGAAAUGGGCUCCAAAUUGGCCCCUAUAACUGCUCUAGCCUCUAUGAGCUUCAUUUGGAGCUGAACACUGUGGGUGACGUCAUACUCACUCAAUCCACUUCUUUACACAGUCUGUGGUUGAAACGUGUUCGUAGCUAAGGGCCACAGACAGGUGUUCUGUACAGCGCGAGGUUCAGGUAAAUGCAUUACUCAGCUGAAGGUUUGACGGCAAACACAAAUGGAUCUACAGUUUGGACACCUCUGUUCUAUAGUAACAAAGCUUUCAAAGGCUGUGAUCUGAACAAGGUUUUUAAGACAAGUUUUUAAAUAUAAUUAAUUUAUUUUGUCAAGUCUUUUUAAUGUUUGCAUCGCCAGUGAGAUGCAGUUGUAAACCUUUAGCUGCUUUGUCCAUCUUUACACAGAUAAAAGUCUAUCUUCUUGCUGUUUUAUUUAAUUUCACUUCCUCUUUGAAAGCUUAGUAACCCUCCCUCUCUUCAACACUGUGCCUUACUACUGAUACAGAACCUCUUUUAUGAUUUCUGUUUUAGCGUUUCACUUUUGUUCUUUGCUACAGGUAAAAACACUACAUGUAUUCUUAUGUAAACGCGCUGGAAUCUUGUGGAGCCAUGGCUUCCUUUGCCUUCCUCCUCGGCUCUGGCUGCUCUGAGCUUAAUGCAUCAUGACAGGCUGACAGCGAACGAGCUAAAAGGGAGGAGGGGGGUGGCAGCAGCGAGAGAAGAGCCACGAGGAGAGAAAUACAGAGGCAGUCAGUGGGGGGAGGUGGGAGGAAGGAGCCUGCGUCACUGGUUCCUGUGGGCGGGACUUAAAGCUUGUUUUUUGCCCAGCGACCAAUCAGAUGGAGCGAACAGGGAGCUCUCUCGCUUCAAUAACAACUUGUUUUUUGCUGCUCUCUCUGCACAGAAACAAGGGAUUGACUGAGAUUUUCAAACCACUUUUAUAAAAUACAAGAUUUGAACCUGAUUUGCAUGUCAUUUUAAAGUGUUAUUUAAAAGUGUAUGAACGUAAAGCACAACAGUAUAAAUGUAACGGAAGGACGGGACUUAAGCAGGUUUAUGUUCUUUCUGUAUUUUUGUGAGAUCUUUUAUAGAUUUGUUCAUUAAUAUAGUAAAUUGAAAAUACGA